AUGCAAAUCAUCUUGCAAGCGAGAUCGCCCACCAACUCGGGAUUGUCUUAUGUAAGCUUGAGCUUCCAGGUAGGAGUUGCCCACCGCGUGGCAACCAAUGUAUUCGACAACCUGGCGCGCAAGACGUGGCGGAGUCUGCUUCAACUCGCCCGCGUCGAUGAGAAAGUGAAGCCGCAACACCUGAAUCGACCCUCCUGGCCAGGACGCUGGUUGCCUGCUCUCCGAGCUUCUGCACGAGCUGGUUUGGCCAGCUUUCGUUACGCCUUCUUCCCUACCGUCCGCCAGCGAGCCCAGAACUCCAUCUAUCGCUAUCUCGUGGCACGCUCCAUCCGCAAGCAGAACCGCGCGACCCGAGUAUCAGCAGCGCCACGACUGGGGCCGGGGAGGCGCGUCCUGCCAUCACGACGACCUCAGUCGAACGAUGGGGUUGGUUCUGAGGUGGACACAGGCACCAACAGAAGUGGUAACAUGGCCUUCUCGGGAUCCAGAACCGACCUGUCUCUCACAGAGUCCCUGGGGCUGCGAUCAGAGGGCAGAGAGCCGGGCGCGAGGAGGAAGAAGCUAGCCGGAUACCUGAAGACUGCCAAUGACCUCCGACAGAGCUACUUCGCCCAGGAUGGCGCUGGGGCACGUGAGAGUCAUAUGGUAGAGGACGGGCCAGGCUCGUUUCCUGACGCCGCCGUAGUCCGGAGUGGCAAUGAAGAGCUGAUACUCUUUCCGAGCUAUGCCAGGAAGCAUGUGAAAAGUAAGAACCAGCAAGUGGCUUCUCCCGGGCGGGAAAUGACCGAAGAGGAGUACUGGAGACGGGAAUGGGAUAGAAACGAGGACGUCAACGCUAUAGUCGAUGUUGAUGUGCGCGGCUGGAUCUAUACACCUGCCAGGGGGCAGCACACGCGAAAGCAGAGGAUGGUGAUCGGGUUGGCACGACAGCUCUCUGGGAUUCCCGCGCCAGCUGCUAGCACGAGACCUGGUGAUACUGGCUAUGCGAGCCAGGUACCUAGCCGCGCAUCGAGUCCUACCAAAAAGCAGGACGAAGACCUUAUAGCUCUCGAGGCGGAUAACAUCAUUCGCAAGGGCAACCGCGAAGAGCGUUAUGCGGAAAAGGGUGCAUUUUCGGAGCAGCCUAGUAAGGCCACGGACAAUGACAGCCUGUACGGUGAUGUUCCCAGCAGAGGUCGACCAAUCUCGUCGUAUGCCAGCAGCAUCACAUCUCAAGACUCAGAUUCUCCAGCGCCAGCCCCGAUCCAGAAACGGCAGUCCUGGUCGCAGCCCGGGAAGAUGACAUCCGCAGAACUGGCUGUCGCGAAUGCGCAUUUGCUCGCUCGUCUCAGGCCUUUCAUGGCAAAUCCUCUUGCGAACAGCCCAAUCAGCGCGUUCUUCUACAACGAGGAAGUCUCCAGGCAGCAGACGGUAUACACCGAUGCCUCCGGACAUUUCAGCUUUCGGGCAGCAUUAGAUUUCGUCCCUACUCACGUUCGCGUUCUUGCCUCUGAAAAGCUGUCCGCGACAGAAGAAGUGCACGUCACAUCUCCAGAUGGGGUCAGCCUGAUCAGUGAUAUAGACGACACGAUCAAGCACUCUGCUAUCAGUGCAGGUGCUCGGGAGAUUUUUCGGAAUGCCUUCAUUCGCGAAUUACACGAUCUCACGAUUGACGGAGUACGGGAGUGGUACCAGACGCUGGCCGAUAUGGGCGUCAAAAUCCACUACGUGUCCAACUCGCCCUGGCAGAUGUACCCAGUCUUGACUAGUUACUUCAAGCUGGCGGGCCUGCCCAGAGGUUCGUUCCACCUGAAGCAGUACUCAGGUAUGCUACAAGGAAUCUUUGAGCCAGCUGCGGAGCGCAAGAAAGGCUCGCUCGAGAAAAUCAUGCGAGACUUUCCGGAGCGAAAAUUCGUGUUGGUUGGUGACAGUGGAGAGGCAGAUCUCGAAGUGUACUCCGAAGUUGCGCUGGCGAAUCCUGGCAGGGUGCUAGGUAUCUUCAUCCGGGACGUCACCACUUCCGCGAAAACGGGCUAUUUCGACUCGAGCAGCCCUGGUGGAAGCGGAAAGCAUUCUCGGAAUCACUCGAGACACAUGAGUGGAGAGAGUUUGACUCAGUCUCGCAGACUUUCUCGCCCACAUGAUAUCAAGGACGACGAUGCCGAGCUCCAGGCAGCCAUUGCCGCUUCGCUCGAGGACAUGGAGGAAGAGACUCGCCGUGCGCGAAAGUCCAUCAAUCCAGAUGCGAUACCGGAUGAUUAUCUGUCUAAGAGCAGGGCUAAUAGUGCGCCGAAUCCUCGCCAAAAUGUUCGUCCGCCGGCGCAACGCACAGUCAGUAGGAGCAGUCAUGUUGCCUCUCCUGAAGAAGACCUGAUCGACUUCUCUGACCAUGCACCCGCCAAGCCUUGGUCAGAGGCAAGAACCAUCACACCACCUACGCACAAAAGCUCGAGGGACACGCUGUCCGAUAACAGACCUGUAGCAUCGCCGCCGCCACCUCCAAAACCUGCCGGGCUUAAGAGUCCACCUCCUGAGUCACAAGUCAUGACCGUCUCCACGAGCUCUCGGAAGUUGCCACCACCAAGACCACGGAAGCCGUCGAGUGCUGUUGGUUCUGCCAACCUGCCGCAGAUGCAAACGCAUCAACCAUCGCCACUCUCACAGGUGCAGCGGCAAGAGUCGACAAAAAAGCCGCCGCCUCCACUACCGGACAGGCGCAAGGUCAAGGGCACCAUCGCUAAAGCAAUGCCCAUGCCUGGAUUGUAUCGCCCAGUUGACGCUGUCUCCGCUUCGACCAACGCCAAGGGCACAGGAGCUGUUGGGUCCCCACUCGUCCGCGCAACGACAAUGAAUAAGUCAUUCGAAGAUAUGAGCCUCCCUGCUUCAUCGAUGAAUCGUCCCAUGGCUCCUCCUCCCCCGCCCCAACGCCAAGGCACGCAUCUCAGUACCUACUCCACCACCUCCCGUCAAAAACAGAACAAUCGCAUGUCUGGUGCGUGGCCUGAUGAUGAUGGACUGCCGGGCAGUCCAGGCGAUGGCAUGAGUAAGAAAGAAUACUUAUGGCAGCAAAGGUGGCAAAGAGCAAAGAUUGUGCUCGAAAGGAAUGGAGUGACGUUACGGACAUGGAAGAUUGGAAGCGAUGUCGCGGACGUCUGUGUCAAGCUUGUGGAACAGGAAAUGAGGAAGAUUGAGAAGGAAGCGAAAAGAGACAGGAUAUGACCCUCGAGACUUGCGUAAUACCACGUUAUAGAUUUGCAGCCUGAGUAACUACAGCAUCACUGCUACCUCCGGUCAUACUUCAUGGCUCCAGCGUCAUCAAUUACGGCUGCAUACCAUUUCGAUUGGACAGAGGGAGGCAUACUUGUGCUUCAAAAGAGUAAGAAAACUCAAAGGUGGACAUCGUGCCUAUCAGUUGGCCGACCAAUCAUUUGUCUUGAAUCCUACCUAUCUCCCCACCCUAGUACACCACCUAUGGAUUGACAUACACCUGUGAGCAUGUCUACUCUUCUCUCCGUGAAGACAAGCGCAAAUAAUCCACAGUCCAGGUCUCAUCUCUAGACAAGACGAAAAUCUAUCCCGAAAGAAGAUUAAAAGAAUACAAGCCGAAAAAACAACAAAUACCUUCACCCAUCAUCCAUCAUCAUCAACAUCAUCAUCAUCAUCCCCAACAACAACGACAACAACAACAAGAAGAAGAACAACAAAACCAAGAAAAGAAAAAAACCAUGUCCUCGACCAAAUUCCAAGGCAAAACCUGCCUCAUCACCGGCGCCGCCUCCGGAAUCGGCCGAGCAACCGCCAUCAAAAUGGCCUCGAUGGGAGCCACCCUCGCCCUCUCCGACAUCAACCUACCCGGAGUUCUCGAAACGCAAUCUCUCUGCGCCAACUCCUCUACGCAUAUCGCUUCCCUCUUGGACGUGAGUUCCUCCUCGGCCAUUUCAGAAUAUUUCACUGGAGAGAUUAUUCCGCAUUUGCAGCUGCAAACCACCUCCACCUCCACCUCCACCUCCAACCCAGAAGGAGAAGGGAAAGGAGAAGAAAAAAGAAAAAGUCUCGAUUACAUUUUCAACUGCGCAGGAAUCAAUCCCACCGCAUACCCUCUGACCACGACAUCCGACACAUACUGGGACAAAUUAAUCAAUACAAAUCUCAAAGGGACAUAUUUGAUUUCUCGCGCUGCAAUUCCCCUUUUGUCCUCCUCCUCCUCGCCAUCAAUCGUCAACGUAAGCAGCACAAUGGGACUCCAAGCCGCACCCGAAUACGCCAUUUACUGCGCGACAAAAUUCGGCAUUGUAGGUUUCACCAAAGCGCUCGCGUUGGAAUUGGGUCCGCAGGGCAUUCGAGUGAAUGCCGUGGCGCCGGGGUAUAUUGAUACGCCGUCGAAUGCGGGCGUGGUGGCCGGGCCAGAGGCGGUGCAGGAGCAGGUGGAUCGCGUGGCGUUGGGGAGGAUGGGGACGGCCGAGGAGGUGGCGGAUGUGGUGGCGUUUUUGUUUUCGGAAGAGUCGAGAUAUAUGACCGGGGCGGUGGUGGAGAUUACGGGUGGAAGGAUGUAAUGUACC
This is a messenger RNA of Sphaerulina musiva SO2202, 4538 nucleotides long. Its product is annotated as actin patch protein 1. The record is from RefSeq and is a predicted model, not a curated record. Gene Ontology annotation, molecular function: phosphatidate phosphatase activity. Bases 1 to 3198 code for a protein of 1065 amino acids. Gene Ontology annotation, cellular component: actin cortical patch. Lineage: Eukaryota; Fungi; Ascomycota; Dothideomycetes; Mycosphaerellales; Mycosphaerellaceae. The transcript is spliced from 3 exons.